UACUCAUUUGAAUAUCAGCUGUUUAUCUGGUAUAUGUCAGAUAUUUAUCUGAAGAUCCCCUAUUUUUAUGGUUGUUAUUUAUUCUCAUUUAUUCGAAUAAAAUAAAAUGUAUUUAUUAUUCUCCCUUAAUGUUUAGCUGAAUUUUAAGUUUAAGUAUAAAUGGCUUCAUUUCAUUGGAAAAUAAAAAGGGACUAUUUCCAUAUAAAGAAGAAAUUAUUGAGAUCUACUGAAGAUCAUCCUUUGAAGAAUGUAGUGGUUACUGAGAGAAUUCCAAGAAAACUGUCUCAAAUUCCAAUCGAUAAUGGUUUGUCAGCAAACGAACAAACAAGUCAAGCAGAAGACAUUCUGGAUCCAUUGACAAUGUUGGCAUUAAAAGAUUUGGAUCCACUUUCAAGAAUGCAAAAAGAAGAUAUUGAUCUAAAUAUACAAAGUACAGAUGAACCUGAUUUGUCUCCUCUUGAUUUAUGGAACGUUAAAAAAACAGCUAUAUUGAACAAGUACACUACUUCAAGUAAAAUAUCUAUCACUUCAAAUGAAUGGCCACAGGGUGAUAAAGUUGAACGAAGUCAAAGUAUGGUGGAUAAAGUUCAAAACCGUUUAGAGCAAUUAGAUUCCAAUUUAGAGAACACCAAUAAGAAAAUGGAGGUCACUCAAGCGGAGUAUGUUGAAAGAAUAGAAAUGCUCAAGAGGGAACUGGAAGCUUCUUGGAAUUCUGAGCAAAGGGUAAAAGCAGUGAAGAUUGCCAUACAGUGUGCCAAAUUACUUGCAGAAACAGAGGAAAUGUCAUUUUAUCCCAGUAAAUUUGUUCAGAUCACUGAAAUUUUAGAUAUUUUUGGAAGUUUUGUUUAUAAUAGGCUCAAACAUAUGGCUGAGACUAAAACUAGUGGAGGUCGAACAGUUACACUUCCAGAAGAUUUCACACCCCAAAUGAUAUCAGAGUCUGCCAAAGAAACAUGCUUGAACUGGUUCCAUAAAAUAGCUUCGAUAAGGGAAUUAGUGCCUCGUUUAUAUGUUGAAUUAGCCAUUAUAAAGUCUUACAACUUCAUUUCUACGACGGAAGCACAAGAAGCGUUGUUUAGAAUCUCCAAUAUGAUAAAUGGUAUUGGUAAUCCUUUGGUUGCUGCUUACACAAGGUGCUAUUUGUGUAAAGUAGGACAAACCAUGUCUAUUUCUAGAAAGAAUAAUGCUUAUAUUAUGUUGAAUUUAGACUGCAUCAUCGAAAAUUAUAAUCAUCUAUUUACUCAAAAUGUAAAGAAGGCUUUAAACAGGGAACAAAUGACCAUGUAUAAGUAUUUCGACCUCUAUAUGCCUGCUUUAAACUUCAUUGUAGAGAUUCUUGCACUAAAUGCUUCUGAUGCGGAACUAGUGAAUAUUUUGCAGCAUUGCGUCAAGACGAAAAUAAGUUAUUUGGUGCUGAACUCGAUUUUAUUGGUGUUUAAACCGAGUUUUGUUGCUAAUCGAACAGUGGACUUUCUAGAAAUGAUAGGACAAUGUGCUGAUGACGGUUAUACAAUAUCUACGUUGCUCUGUUCAUUGGGCAGAGCUCUGGGUAAAUAUCCCCCGCCUUCAGAACAACUGAGACCGAUUCUUCGGAACAUAAAGAAAUUCAGCAGCUCCUUCUAUGACCUUGUAGAGUACAUAGUAUAUGUUGAAGCUUGGAUGCCAUUUGUUGCGAAGAAUUUUAAGGUUCGAGAAAUCAAUACUAUACUAGGGGAUAUUAUUGCUCGGAUCUUCAAUAGAGAUGACUGCGAUUAUUUCAUGAAUCAAAACAAGAUCAUUAUGAAGAUCCUAUUGGAAAACGUCGACGAUUUCGAGGCUCUAUUAACUGUGGAUAAUUUCUUACCGUUUUUCGACCUGUUCCAACAGGAUUCCGUCCGAAUGGAAAUGUGCAAGUUAGCACUGAAGAUAUUCUGCGAGAGCGAUAUUAAAAUUAGUGAUCCAGUGGUCGCCAGCACAUUGUCUUUCUUGUGUACCGUUUUGCAUGAUUCGGUGGAUGCUUUGACUCCUGAAGAUGAGCUGAGGCAGAUUGGCUCGAUAAUAUGUAUCGUCAUAAGGAAAAUUGAUUACGGAAGGGACGUAGAACAACAGCUCAGGUUUUAUGUGGAAGCUCGCAGUUCCUUCUCCAAUAUUGAUUCUGUUCUGAUAGAACUGGUCCAAAGAACUGCUGCACUCAUGGUGAAAACUAGGGAUAUAAUGCAGGGAUUUCAUAACCGCAAAACUGCAGAUUUUAUGCGAGCUUGUGCAGCUUACUGUUUCAUCACAAUCCCUUCUAUUUCAUCCACUACAGAUCGUUUGGAAUUGUAUCUUCUUUCAGGUCAAGUGGCUCUUUAUAAUCAGUGUUUGGGGCAAGCCGAUGGAUGCUUCAAAGCCAUCUUAAAAACAAUCACCGAAUAUGAUGCAGACCCGAACAGAGAUGAGCAUUAUUUGGUAUCCUUCGUUAAAAAGUUUCUUUCCACCAUUCUGAUAAUUCCGGACAAUCCAGAUUUUGGAGUAUUGAGUUUGCUCAGAUCGUUGCUCAACAUUUUACGCAAAUACGAUUGGGACCAAAAUGGGACAUCUCUACUAUCCAUUUAUCUUUGCGUGCUGGAUUUACUAUCUGUAAUGGCUCAGGAAACUUUACCGUAUCAUGUUGACAAAGUGGACUCGAACGACACCCUUUACGGCAGCGACGAGAAGUUCCUCAGCGAGAUAGAAAAGAUGUGCAAGAUAAUUUUAACGGAAGUCUUGAACCUUCUGAAAGAGAAAGGUACCUCUAAAAAGCAGUCUGCGCUCAUGUUGGAGCUGUUCGUUUGUCUAAUGAACAGAUGCGAUUUGGAAGACGGGUUGACACGAAAAUUGGCCUUCAACUUGUGGCAGCAGUGUCGGAAACAUGGAUUGAUCGAGAAAAAAUUCAUGGAAAGCAUAAAAAAAUACUAUAAACAUAAACGUUCAGAAAUAAACGAAGAAAUCAUGGAACAAAUAUUUCGAGACUAAAAUUGGAGAAAAUGAUGAGAUGUAAAUAUUGAUUUUUGUGAAGUGUAUUACAAGUAUAAA
Messenger RNA from Harmonia axyridis, 3033 nucleotides. RefSeq names its product VPS35 endosomal protein-sorting factor-like. The record is from RefSeq and is a predicted model, not a curated record. The transcript is spliced from 15 exons. Gene Ontology annotation, cellular component: endosome. Gene Ontology annotation, biological process: endocytic recycling. Bases 160 to 2973 code for a protein of 937 amino acids. NCBI's taxonomy places the organism in Eukaryota, Metazoa, Arthropoda, Insecta, Coleoptera, Coccinellidae.